AAGCACCGCCCUCUGUAGGGAACUCAGUUCCGCACCGCAUGAUGUCUGAAGGAGACAAGAUAAGAGGAGAAAUUUUGCAGGUCCUGGGCCAUCUGGCGCCAUCUGGAGACACCUGAAAAUUUACCCCAGACGCUUCAAGGACUUUGCCCACUGAGCUGCGUGACAGUCGGGGAACUUUGACCACAGAUGCGUAUUAAAAUUUUCUCACUUAAUGUCCCCUGCCUCCUUUCCAACCCUAUAAAAGCGACACACUUCUCUUUGUUUCCUGUGGACGGCCUUUCCAGCCUCUGACUGCCUGCACCCAGGCAUGAUAAACUGUACCCCAUGUUGCCUUUACACAAGCCUGGUGGUCUCUGCUGUCCCCCCGUGUGUUACACUAUCAUCUCUCUGUCUAAUCAAGUCCACUGCCUCGCUCAUGCUUGAUCUCCCUGUUUAUUCGCCUCUGUUCUCACAGAAUCCUUACCUCAUCCUACGACUGGUAGAGGCAAAUUUCGCUUGUCCUGGGUCCUUACAUUCCCUAGAGAGAAGUCACAAGAGCAUAAUGAGGCUCUGCAUAGGCGUUGUUCUCUGCUCCUUGGUUGUGGGAGUCAGCAGUGACGGCUGGUUUUCAUUCUUCAAGGAGGCUGUCCAAGGGUCUUCGGAUUUAGGGAGAGCCUACUGGCACAUGCAAGUAGCCAGUUACCCAAAUUCAGAGAGAUAUUUCCACGCACGGGGUAACUAUGACGCCGCCCAGAGGGGACCCGGUGGGGUCUGGGCUGCAAAAACGAUCAGCACCUUUGGGAAGUAUCUUCAGGGCAUCUUAAACCGCUUUUACUAUGGAAGAAGCAACUACGGAGUAGAAAACAUUCAGUCCAACCAGAAAGCUGAGGAAUGGGGCCGAAGUGGCAAAGACCCCAGUCACUUCAGACCUCCUGGCCUGCCUGAGAGAUACUGAACUUGCUGUUCCUACUGCUCUCAGGGAGCCGCACACCUCUCUGCCUGACACAGUGUUGCUGGCCCUUGUGCCCCCAGGAACUGGUACAGGACACUUAAAAUACCCAAAAAAUAUGUGUCAAAAAAUUUGUUGAUAGAAACUGGGAACACGGAAACAGAUUUUUGGGGAACAAUGAUUAUCUGGUGUCACACAGAAGACAAACAGCCCCACUGAGGAUGACCCUGUGAUGGUGGGGGUGCAGGAACCUCCACUUGGCCUGUAACAGUGUGUGUUGGUCCGCUUUCCAUUGCUGCGAUAGGACACCUAAAGAUAGCAACUUAAAGGAGGAAGGUUUAUUUUGGCUCAUGGUUUUAGGGGUUUCAGGCCAUGGUAGGUUCUCCCCAUUGCUGUGGGCCCCACCCCCACCCUUAGGAGACUCAGUUUCUCCUGAGUAAGCCUAUGCUGGCAGAGCAUUGACUGCCACGCUACAUUCCUUCAUGAUGGUAUUUGUGACUCUGGCAUAAGUUCUGGCACCCUCCCAUGAAUCUUUUCCUUUUUUUCUUUUUUUCUUUUCUUUUUUUUUUUUGGUUUUUCUCCAAUACUGGGAACCGAACUCAUGACCUUGCGCUUGCCAGGCAGGCGCUUUUCCCGCUGAGCUAAAUCCCCAGCCCCCCAUGAAUCUUUUUCAUAGCACAGAUCAGACAGCCUUCCCUCUCCCUUACCCGGGCUCUCUGGUUAUUUUAUUGCUGUUCCCAGGCUUCUCUGUGUACAGACUCCUCAACAUUCAGCUCCAGCUCUUGUCCCUUGCUGACCUCUUUUCAUGUUCAGAAGGCACAUUGUUUUCAGAAGCCUAAUCCCAUGAGUCCUAGCCUAGAAACUGCCAUCUUGGACUCCAUUUCUUCACGAUACCAGGGCCCACCCAGAUUCAGUUUUUAACUAGUCUCUGCUUAUUUCACAGAAGGGUAUCUCUCACAUUAGUUUUCCUUAUUGUCAUUCUCACUGUGUUUUAAUUCAGAUAAGAUUCUACUUCCCGUUCUAGAGAGGAAGUGUGAUAUGCAGAUAGGUAUAGUAUGAUUAAAUAUGAAUGAAUAAAUUAUUUUACUAAUAAAGUCAAAGUUUGCUUUUCAAAAGUCAAUCUAGUUUCAAGGAACAGGAAGGCAUUAAUGAAGAGAGGGAUUCUAAAAAUGACAAGAUGGGGCUGGGGAUUUAGCUCAGCGGCAAAGCACCUGCCUGGUAAGAGCAAGGUCUUGAGUUUGAUUCCUGGUACCGGGAAGAAAAACCAAAAACCAACUAAAAAUAACAAGGAGGGAAAUGACUGCUGCAUCAAAGUCAAGUGGAAGCCAGAGGAAGGAGAAUCAGCCUAUAGGGGGCAGGUUAACUCCAAAAGGAGUAGAAAUAGCUCUUGCUCUGAAAAAGGAAUGAAGGUGAAGAGAAUGGGGCCUGGGGGACAGAACAUUUGAGAUAGCAGACAGGGGACCUGAGGGAGUCCAGUGGUACCUGCUGUUGUUGUAUAUGACCGCUUCUAGGGCUCAGCAUGCUUCUGUGUAUUUGUUUAUUUAUUUAUCUGUCUAUAGAGCAAGUAUGUAAAAAAUUAAAGGUGAAAAUCUUAUCCUUCUCCA
This is a messenger RNA of Chinchilla lanigera (long-tailed chinchilla), 2532 nucleotides long. Its product is annotated as serum amyloid A-4 protein. The transcript has 4 exons. Gene Ontology annotation, cellular component: extracellular region. Lineage: Eukaryota; Metazoa; Chordata; Mammalia; Rodentia; Chinchillidae. The record is from RefSeq and is a predicted model, not a curated record. Bases 308 to 934 code for a protein of 208 amino acids.